Messenger RNA from Protopolystoma xenopodis, 990 nucleotides. Lineage: Eukaryota; Metazoa; Platyhelminthes; Monogenea; Polystomatidea; Polystomatidae. The record is from the annotation of a GenBank genome assembly.
GAAGGCCGUUUUGUUGAACUGAAACAAGCUAUUGCUAGCCUUCCUGAGGCUGCCUGGGAGUUAGUUGGACCUAUGGAUAUGAGUUUUGAAGCCCAAUCAAUAUAUCUUGACUUCAUCCGUAUCGAUCGACAGAUCCGUCCAAUAGAAAUGUUUUAACACUUUGAAGCUCUGCCAUUUGUCUUCGGAGCUAGCCUCGAUGACAGUCUUCUUACUGCAUACCAGGUGAACGACGAACAAUUGCCUUCAUUGUUACAGCAGAUGCAAUUGCCCGAAGUCUGUCGCCAAGUAUUACGUCUGUUCGCAUCUGAGGCGAUGCUUUUGGUUCUUUCUGAGAUUACCAACACUCAUCUUUUUCCCAAGGAACAGAAGUCAAUGAAUACAUCGAGUGGCAGACCAUCAGGUCAGCCUUCUGCAAAGCAUCUUCGCUCAGAUAGAACAGAUGGUGGCGGGGCUAGCAGUAAGGUGCCCCAGCUAACAGCACCCUGCUUCAGACGCUGGUGUGCCGGCUCCUACUCAUUGCUGGCUGAUCAGUUCGUUGCUAGCCCCCUUGCUCGAUGGCGAGUAGAGACUUUGCUUCAUCUUUUGCCGCAGAGACCGUGGGUCGAAACACCGUCAAUCUGCCCAUCUCAUCCUACUUCUACUCUACCAUCUGAUGUCUCCCCUUCAUCUAAUAAUUUUAGGGAGCAGACGGACUUUGAAUGGCAAGAUUCGUGGGGCGGACAAACUAUCUACUUGGUUAAAGAUGAAGACGAAGAGAUUCUUUCCGUAACUCCACGAGACAACUCCUUAAGCAUCGCCUACAUUGACGAAAGCACUUACAGCUUUGUAAAGUAUCUGAACCAUGGACGGCCACAAUGUUCAGUGAGAUAUAAUCAAAUGAACCUGGUGGACUUGAGUGUAACGUACUUAGAGCUGGAGGGUACAGACAAAAUAGCGGAGAGCGAUGCUAUUGCGAAGAACUGCAGUGACAAAGAAAGUGAGGGAGAUUAA